AUGGCGACUCAGCCACAAGAAAAUGGCGUUGAAGGUCAAGAAAGGCAAUUUGUACGCAAAUCGAUGGAGGCCUAUAGCCAGGUUGAGUUGGAGGAUGAUGAUGACGAGGACGACGAUGAAAAGUCAGAUGUUGACAAAGAGGAUGCAAAAGCACUCCACGCAAUGCCAGAAGAAGAGAAGCAGCAGGCGAUGAAUCAAUUCGCCCCACGCAGAGCAACAGCCCAUAUCCCUGAGGAUUCCGAAGCCAAAGUUGUGUCGGAUGCAUUGGCCAGAGGCGCCACUCAGGCAUUCUUGAAACCCUCCGAAAGGAGAAAGCUGCCGGAAAGGUCUGGUCAAGUGAAACGUAUCAGCGCGAGCUGGCUGACCAGCUGGCAAUGGAGAUGGCUCGUGUUGAAAGAUCGCAGACUCGCGUGGUUUGAUGGUCCUGGGAUGAAGAAGCUGCAUGGAGUUAUUGACUUUGACCUUGUUGAAGUUGAGAUUGAGCUAUUGUGGGAAAGCGAAGACGGCACCACCAAACCGAGCCAACCAGCAGUACGGCGAGGCAAGGAGCGCGGAUGCAGGAGCGUAUGCAUCUCCGGCCUUUUCUCACCAGCUGGGGAAGUGGCAUUCCGAUUGCUUGUAGCUGGGAGCAAUCGUGCAUUUGAGAUGUGUGUCUCCUCCAAGGAGGUUGGUGAGGAAUGGAUCGAAGAUAUUUUAGCCCACAUGGAGGAUGCAGCAAGGAGGAACAAGGGGCGGCUCAGACUGAAUGCAAACAAGCUCAACACUUUCAACUAUGGCCGCUUCCGCUCAGCGUGGUGGAAGGUGAGCCGGAUCACGCCAGAAACUUUCGAUUACAUCGCCGACACUGGAGAUGUCCUGCUCUUCAAGUCUCAAGGCACCUUCCCGCAGCUGAUUCGAGCUGCCUCCAGAGCAGCUGCGAUGAACGGGCGCUACGACCACGUCGGUCUAAUUCUGAAGUUGGAAGGUGGUGCCACUGCAAUCUUAGAAGCAACAGGCAAUGAAGGCGUUGGCCUGUGCACCUGGUCCAACUUCCUAGCCAACAAUUGGCAGAAGCUCUAUCCAGAGUUGGCGCUUCGAAGAGUGCGGUGCAACCGGAAUGCAGAAACUCUGGGGGUACUGCAGGAGUGGGUUGGGAAUGUCAUUGGAAAGCCUUACAACAUCUCUGUUGGGAAAUUGAACCACAGAGGCUCCACUGGAGGGGACCAGGAGGACUUCUUUUGCUCGCAAUUAGUGGCCGAAGCAUUGAAGGUUAUGGGCGUGAUUCCCCGAGGGCAAAGAGACUCCGCCGAGUUUUGGCCAGACUCUUUUUCUGCCAAGAGCCCGCCCAUUGAGUGCACUCCCGACUGUAGCUUCGACCCUGAAGAUUUGACCAUCGACUUCGAUCUCUCGAAAGGCACCACUGACGCAAAAGCCUCCGCUGGGCAACAGCGUGACGCCACAGUAAGCCUGUGGUAA
This is a messenger RNA of Cladocopium goreaui, 1455 nucleotides long. The record is from the annotation of a GenBank genome assembly. Lineage: Eukaryota; Dinophyceae; Suessiales; Symbiodiniaceae.